Molecule: messenger RNA, 3969 nt
Organism: Amoebophrya sp. A25
Lineage: Eukaryota; Dinophyceae; Syndiniales; Amoebophryaceae
Source: the annotation of a GenBank genome assembly
GGUAAGCAGAGCAGUUGGGGCUUACCUGAGGAAGCUUGAUACAAUGAGAAAGCUUCUGGCUAUAGUCGAUAGCGUCCCUGCACUGCCAUGUAACUGCUGCGCGAAGCUAUUGCGGAUUCUUGCGAGGGUUCUUACGCAGCAGAAUCCAUCGGGUUCAGGGAGUAGUACUGCAGCCCAACGUACAUCUUCAGCAAUUGUCGCAAGCGACGCAGCUGCAAAGGAGCAAGAAGAACAACUGGUGCUUUUCGACGUCGUAUGUCAUUUCCUAAAGCGCAUAGGCAGCAAAUUGCUACACUUACUCCGCAGUACCCAGUCGAAACAUCUGUCCGCGAAUGAGCAAACGCUCUGCUCGGAACUCGCUAGAGCGAUUGCUGUGAUAUGCACAAAUGUCAUGCACGUGACAUUCUCACCGAUGCGGACAAUACAAGAAAAUUUCAUUCACAAGAGUCUACAACGUGCACUUCCUCCAGUGAUGGUCCGGGUCAUUGUAUCCAUGAUCCUGUACGACUUGCAGACUUCCACAUUGAAGAAAGAAGAAGACCAAGACCCAAGUACGAAAAACGUGAAAGGAGCUGCGUCAUCGUCAAAAAAGGACAAGAAAUCCUCAAGUCCCAAGAAAAAGAAAAGCAGUGGUAAGAAGGGUGAUGUGAAAGCUCUGGACCAUUCAAUAGAUGUUCAUGUUCGGGAAAAAAGGCUCCAUCGCGUCUUACACCACGAAGACUACAAUGUAUUGCGUCGUAUGGGUACAAGGGUUCUGAGCGAACACAUUUUGCGGUCGCCAGAAACCAAAUAUGCAGUACUAGAAGCCUUUCUCUCCGCCGAGGUGUUUUCUCAGCAGAAUGUCAGGGCGAGCUAUCUCAGUGACUUGCUAUUAAGACUUGACAUGGUCGUCGCUCCAUUCCUAGUGUUUUUACUUAAGAUAAUGUGGCUCCUCCUAGCCUUGGAAGCCUUCAGAUGAGCAUGAGUAUUUCCAACCCGAGAAAUGGGAGAACGAGAUGAGAUAACGAGUCGAUUCUGCUGUCUGAGCUCUAACAUCCGCUAUGGUCAGCUUGGGUACGUACAGACUCUUUGUAGAAGCUCAGGGGUUAAAGUCUUUGGUCGGACGAACACCAGGCGCAACAGCUUUCGACAUAGAGGAUGAGCGUAUUCUCUUCCUUUCGCAGGUCUUCUUUGGGCCUGCUUCUGCGGGCGGAAAUGGGGGGCUGUUGAUGUUAAGAUACUGGUGUUACUUCAUCAUACUCGAAGAACUGAAAUAUCCGAGUUAGUAAUUGAAAAAAGGGACGUAGCAAGCUUGUAAAGGCUAUCCUUCCACUAUUCUCGUUUGUUCCUUGCUUACUUCAGUUCAUUGAAUAUAUUGUUCAUGUUCUUCACGUCUUCUUAGUCUUUUCGUGUGAAAGAACAUCAACGACAUGGAAACACGAACAGUUGCUGGUGGAGCUUAUUCAUCUAUUUACAAGUACACCAAGUACUUCUAAUCUGACUGACAACCCGUGGCAUCUAUGCUCUACGGAUCGCAGAAGGAGUGCCAGCGUAUCAUACGGAAAAUUUGGGCACAGAAUGGACUCCAGCCUGGGAAUUAAGGGCACCGAGAAUGCCAACACUUCUAUGGGCCAAACCCUACUAUGCCGUCGCACGCCUGUGGACAGGCUGUGGAGAACAGUUAGGCGCGAUCGGCUGGCGACCAAUGAGCAAGCAACAGGCGUCUGUUAAGGACGGAAAAUAAACCAAGUACUCAUAUUGAUUGAAAACUUUCUUACACAGUGUGACUGUUAUUUUAAACUUACAGUUCCCCCUCACUGCAUUUCCAUUUGUCUCACGCGCAGCACCUGGCUAUUCAAAGACAGAUGAUGGCUCCCUAUCACGAUCACGACCAUCCCGCUCUAAUCUCCCAGCCGGAGAAGCAGGUGCUCCCCAAAGAGCAUCCACGAGUAAAACGCCAACUCAAGGUGCCGCUGGAUCCUCACCUCCUCGCGGCGGUGGCUCACCUUCUCGCGCCACCGGUGCCACCCUUGCCGAUCCGCAUCAGGAACUGGAGCCUCAAGAUUUGCAGACUCCAUUCACUGUCACACAGGCUCGGAAUGCUUUCCGCAGGCUCGAGCGCGCUAAUGAGGCUCGCUCUGCAACAGCGAUCAUUUGUCGAUCCAGCAGCGACAGAACGGAGAUUUUAGAAACAAUCCGCUGUUUCAGUGCGCCAGAUACUGAGCGACAGUGCCCUCUAGUUAAGACUCGACUUUCGUUCCUCAUUGAGGUUGGCCACUGAGGUAGUAGAGGAGACCCCUUGCGUCGCGAACAGGGGAAAACGAAGGGAGACGCAUGGGGCCCUUUUCUUUCAGAAUUUGUGACCAAUGAGUGUCGAUGUCGACCUUUAAUCUAGUCCACCAUCCUCAGAUUUGGAGCGAGAUCUUGGGCAAAAUCAAAACUAGUAUAGGUCUAGAUCCAACGGCCGUCAGUGAAGUUCAUGGAGGGGAUCCGCAUGCUGGGCUUCCGCCAGGUGCCAUUCCCACAGGUGGGCAACCGCUUUGCUUCUCGUAUGCACAGCGUGAAUUGCGACCGGGAGUGGAUCGGUGGUCGUUCUUUUUGCUGACUGAGAAAAACAUCAAGGAAUACGGAUUCAACUGGCACGUCUUCGACAAAGCUCUGCCGUCUGCGGUAGAGGAAGAGCGAGACGCGCACAGACAAUACUCGUUUACCAAACACUUAGAGUUAAGGCGGGAAAGAUGAAAAGACUAUCAGAAGUACAAUCUCAUUCUCAGCUUUGGAUUUCUCGCUAAUCUACCGCACUCUCGUUUGUCAGACAUCGGAUGCAGAAGUUGAAGAAGCAGUAUCAGCACAGGGUCCGCGAGAUGAGGUAGCAAGUUUGCGACAGCAAUUCGUGCACCGUGUCAAGCGUCAUCGUGGCAGGAAGUACCGAAGAGCGUCAAACAAUGCUGGCGUUGAAGGAGAUUUUAGGGAUCUAUUUGCAUUUGAAGAACUUCCACAAGAACUAAGUGUAAGUACUACAGGUACUAAGAAAUGUGAUAUCUGAUGAAUGAAUAUGCUUAUGCCUCUAUGUAUCUAUAUUUAUAAAACUAUCUCUACCCCUAGUACUAGCCGUAGCGAGCAGUCGUAGUCUACAGGGAACUCGUCAAUAUCGAGAUAAAGAUCUUCUAACGUCGAUUGAUAACCCUCUCUAAGAAUUCCGAUCCUUUAGCAAGUGAUGCCUCGAAACAAAGUGCUGGCGAGAUGUUCUCGGAACUCGAUUCCUUCGACAUUUCACGUCUCUCAGAAGUGGAAUUCGCUGAAGAAGGGUCGAUAUUACGUCUUAAUUUCGGACAGAACCUUCUCCUGAAAUUCCCAGACGACUUAGGGCGCGAAGUAUGGCGUGAAGCACUCGAUUUCGCGUUGGCUGACAUACAGAAACAAGUGGGAGGAUAAAGAUGGAGAACGAGACAAUAAAGGCGUCAUUAUCCAUCUGAAUUGCAAGCCAUUUUUUUCCUGCCAAAGACUGACAAGAAAGUUGAUGUUGUUCAUUUUUGAUUUAGAACAAGCUUCUGCUAGCUGUUAUCAUUAUGACUCCUUAUAAUCCGCGUUGUAACGAUUUUUUAUUCUCUGAUAUGAGUGCUCUUCAGUAGAGUUUGAAGAAUCACGUAUAAUUUGUACAAGACUUUGGACCAGACAAUGGCAAUUGUAUGAUGUAUCUGAAAGUCAGCUACUGAAAAGGCAGUGACUCGCAAGAAGAACUCGAAGUAUUAUAGAAUGUAAAAGGAUUGGGAUGUGAAUAUCAAAUAACCAUUUGUCUGGAAAUUACUAGUGUUAGUUAGAGUUAGUUACAACGUGAGAGUUUUGAUGUUGAGUUUAUUUUCACUUUUCGUACCAAUGAGAUCGAGACCGACGAGAAAGAAACAGAAGGCUCACUUUGGUAGUGCUUGACUUUGAUACACAAAGAUCUUCCUGAACGCUCACGACCUCCUCGAGGCGAGCCAAUCCCAC